This is a messenger RNA of Diospyros lotus (date-plum), 1020 nucleotides long. RefSeq lists its product as uncharacterized. The transcript has a single exon. The coding region runs from base 1 to 1020 and encodes 339 amino acids. The record is from RefSeq and is a predicted model, not a curated record. Gene Ontology annotation, molecular function: nucleic acid binding; zinc ion binding. Lineage: Eukaryota; Viridiplantae; Streptophyta; Magnoliopsida; Ericales; Ebenaceae.
AUGGAGACUUUGGGAAUGGAGUUUCGUGGGCUCGAGGAUGGAAGGUUAGGAAGAAAGCAUGACUUGGAGACUCUAGGAAGAAAGUUCAAGACCAAAGGUACGUGCCCGAAAUGUCAGAAAUAUCAUCUAGGGAAACCCUGUAGGAUAGGAGCCCCGAGAUGCUAUUCUUGUGGAGGAACUGGCCAUGUGGCUCGAGAGUGCCCAAGGGGGACCGUGUGUUUCACUUGCCAGAAGCUUGGUCAUAUCUCUCGCGACUGCCCUCAGAAGAAAGGUAUUGUUCAAUUCGGGGCAAAUAAAGGAAGUAUGGAGCCGCAAUGGGGACGUGUGUUUAGUUUGACGAGAGAAGACGCCAGUGUCAACCCGUCGAUAAUACAAGGUACAAUGAUCUUUCUUGAUACACCGGUGCAAGUAUUGAUAGACCCAGGGUCUACUCAUUCAUUUAUAUUGCAUGCAUUGGCACAUUGUUUAGAAUUGGAAUAUGGAGAACUAGGGUGUCCCAUGAAUGUAUCUAUCCCUUUUGGAAGACAAGUAGAAACAUAUAUAGGCUAUGGGGAUGAACGGAUUGUAUUGGGGAAUAAUGAGUUUCCAGUUGAACUUACGUCCCUAGAUAUUCAGGAUUUUGACAUAAUCUUGGGGAUGGAUUUCUUAACUAAAUAUAAUGCAAAAAUUAACUGCCAAGCAAAGACAGUUGAGUUACAAGCAGAUGAUGGGACCUGGGAGAAGUUUCGAGGGCAAAACAGGAGUGGGAGAAUCAAAUGGAUAAUAGCCCUUAAAGCUGUUAGGAUGUUAGAAAAAGGAGCAUACGGCUACCUAGCUUGUGUACAAGAGGAUAACAAAAAGGUUGAGCUUAGGAAAACGGCCGUAGUAAGAGAAUUCCCUGAUGUAUUUCCUAAAGACUUACCUGGACUACCCCCUCAUCGAGAAAUUGAGCUUGCCGUAGAUGUCCUACCAGGGACAGACCCUAUAUCAAUACCUCCUUAUAGAAUGGCCCCAGCAGAAUUAAGAGAAUUGAAAAGUUAA